AUGAUAUAAAAGAAGCGUUUACAUCAAUCGAUGUUUGGAGCAUUAAUGACGGUAUUAAUGUUUGGUUGCAUAAUAACAUAUAUUGUUAACAAAUUUGUAUAAUUAGGAAGGAGAAAAGAAUUCCAAACUCUCUAUUCAGAAGUUUAUUAUGAAGAGAUACCUAUUUAUCCAUUAGUUUCUGAUAAUUUCACUCUAUAAUUUGCUUUUCAAAAUGAUAAUUAGAAAAACUACAUAGAUGAGUCAGUUUAUCAAGUCAAUGCCUUUAUGGUUAAUAGAGUUUAAAGAAUGUAAGAUUUAAUUUUGAUAGCAGAGUCGAUAAUAAAACAAUUUAAAAUUUAACAAAAACAUAGAUUCCACUUAACAAAUGUGCUAAGAUUGGAAUAACUUUCGAGGAAAUUGAAGAGUAGUUAGACAAUGUGGAUUUUAGUAAUACUUAUUGUAUAGAUUGGGAAAAAAUAUCAGAGUUAAGUUUGACUGGUACUCCUGAUUAAAAUAACUAUACUUAUUUAUACGUAAAUUUUAAAUUAUGUGUUAAUGAUACAAACAAUAGUAGUUAUUAUUAUCUAAAUAGGUGAGAGUAUAAUAUGUAAGUCAAAAGAAUAAAUUUAAGAAAAAUUAAGGAGAAAUUAUAUCUAAUUUUAGAUAUCAUCAUAUAAUAUUGAUCUAAGGAAUUAUCAAUAACCAAAUGUUCCAAAGGUUGAAGAAGUAUAAACCACAAUUUCAAGUUAAGUGAUGAAAGACAUUACUUUGUUUAUGUAACCAAUUACAACAUUGACUGAGGAAGGAUUAUUAGAUGAAUUGGUUCGAAAAGAUUCUACUAUAAGGUAUUAAAAAAGUUAAGAGAUCAUUGAUUUUAAUAGUGAUGAAUCUCUUGCAACAGUUAUGAUUAGAUUAUCAAAUACUGAGAAUAUUAGUUAUAGAAUUUAUCCUAAAUUAUAAGAUAUCUUAGCUUAAGCAGGAGGUUUAUGGGAAUUAUUAAUGCUUGCAUUUUCAAUAAUUGUAAGACCAUUUUCUUAAAUGGCAUUCAAAAUGGAAAUAAUAAAUAGUUUAUUCAAUUUUGAGGGUUAAAAAUAAACAGAUUAAGAAGAAAAUCAAAACAAAAAUAAGUCUUUUGAGAAAUUUAAUGGUGGCUAAGAAAAUAUUUAAACUAAUGAAAAUGAUGUUUCAAUAAUGUUAAACUAAGUAAAAUCAAAAACAAGUUCACGAUUUCCAAGAGGGAGAAUCAAGGCAAAAACAUAAAAAGCAGAUACAAUUAAUUGCGUUCAGACUGAAAAAUCUUCUUAAAAUUUUACCAAUUCUCCAGAACAUGAUAAAAUGUUAUAAAAAGGAAUUAAUUCUGCUUUUAGAAAAUUUUUUAAUGUUGCAACCUUAAAACUACAAUUUGGUCCAUUUGAUUAUUUGAAGUAUUUGAAGUGUGGGUAAUAAUAUAUCCUUAUUAUAUCAGAAAGAAAGAAGGGAAGUACAAAUAAUUAAAUUAUUCAGUCUCAAAAUUAGAGAAGUGUCUUGAUAUACUAUUUAUUAUUGACAAGUUAUAAGAAAUAGACAAAUUAAAAAUGAUCUUACUUUCAAAAGAAUAAGUUUAAUUGUUUGAGUUUCUUCCUAAACCUUUAAUCAGUCUUGAUCCUACAAAUCAUUAAUAAGGUGAAAAUCAGCAGUAUUCUUCUUUACUAAAGCCUUUUAAAGGAUUAAAAGAGAAAUCUGUAGAAGCCCAAUAAGUUUUGGAUUAAUUGCUAGAGAAUUUGGAUGAUCCUAUUACUAAUAAACUAAUCUCUUUGAUGGAUCCAAACUUAAUAAAACUUUUAUAAAUAUAACAUGAGUUUAAAAAAAAAUAAUCACCAUAAAUAUUGGUUAAUGAUUUUGUUGAAUAAUGA
Molecule: messenger RNA, 1871 nt
Organism: Paramecium primaurelia
Lineage: Eukaryota; Ciliophora; Oligohymenophorea; Peniculida; Parameciidae
Source: the annotation of a GenBank genome assembly